AUGCCUAAAAACCAAAAGACCAAUCAGACAGCAGGAGAUGGACCAUCAUACAGCGAAGAGAACGGUGGUCAUGGAGUACCGAAUAACAUCAAGGAAGGUUAUGGACUGAGUACAAAGGUAGCCUUGGGACGUUUACACGAUGAAAUUGAAAAGAUACUCAAGGAAUAUGAACAGAAGUGGGCAGCAGAGAGUUGGUAUCGGAAGAUACGCUCAGCAUUUGUUAAACGUUACGACAGCCCCCUGGGCUGGUCAUCAAUUGCCACCUCACUUCUGACAACGAUGGCAUUGCUUAUCGCUCAGUCAUAUUUAGCAGCAUUGUGUUUAGCAGCUAUCUUAUCAUUAGAUUUAUAUGUUGUCAUACGUGAGAAUAAUCUGCGACGCACUGAGGUUUACCGCAAAACACGAUUAAUAUUAAACGAUAUACGUUUGGCUGAGGUGGAGUUAUGCGCGGAUUGGCAACCUUGCAAUUAUCCGCAUAACUGUUGUCCCCUGUCGCCGUGUGUAUCCUUGCAGUGGACAUAUCGGGAUGGCGUUAUUGUAAAUUUGCCAUGGGCUUUGUUGGUGAAGGGUGAUUAUAUUGUAAUGCGACCGGGUCAUAUUACGCCGGGGCCAUGUACCGAAGUGAAUGGCAAGAGGAGCUUUAAUGCUCAUGAGAUAUAUGGUGUUACACAUAGUGAGCCGCCACCAUUAAAGCCAAUUGCACGAACGCCGCUGCCGGAUAUGGUUUGUUGCCUGGAAUCGACACCGUACUUAAGUAAUCUGCGAUUGAUAUUAGAGAACUGUUCAAAGCGACCACCGACAAUCUACAAUCAGCAAAGAUAUUUGUUGGUUACAAAAUACAUACAACAAUGGGGUUUUAUAUGUGCCAUUGCUGUUACCUUCUUUGCCGGAGUUCUGCGGCUCCACGGCUUCGGAAUCAAUUCCUCAAAUAAUCCCUACCAUGAAACUUGGAUGGAUGUAAUGAUUGACUCGCCAGCCUCGGCGGUCAUACCACUUUUGCCAUUAAUAUUUCCCCUUCUAUGGAUUUCAAUGAAUCAUUGGGGUGUGGCACGAUUACAAUGCUUCUUGCGAACGCCACAGCUGGUAAUGGGCAAAGACUCAGAGAAAUCCUUUGAAGAAGAUGAUAUGCCGGCAUUUGAUUAUGAAAAUAUGGCAUUACAUCGUUCCAAAGUUUUUCGUAAUUGGUUACAGUUGUGGCGUGGUAAUAGCGAAUUACUACCACGUUCGGCAAAUUUGGUACAAGUUCUUGGCUCUAUAACUGCCCUAUGUUGUGUGGAUAAGAAGGGGAUAUUGUCGUGGCCGAAUCCAACAGCGGAAAAGGUAUUUUUUCUACACGACACCGAAGAAGAUGAUAUGGAGGAGAAAAGUUGUCAGAGUUCAUUUAAUUCGGAAAGUGAUAUUGCCGAUAAUGCAGUCCAAGGCAAGGGAAAUGGUGUGGUUGCAGAAGUUUUGGAUUUAACACACGAUCAACAUUGUCCAUUCCGUUUGGAAUUCGAUGAUCAAGAAUGGAAAAAUCACAUUAAAUCUUUGAAACCAUUGGGUCUCGCCAUCCUUUUGAAUACCUGCUCACCCUUAACCCAUGGCCAUUAUGCCCAAUUUUGUGGCCAUGUCACCGCCGUGGCUAUGUUAGAUUCAAAUUUAGUUCCUGUCACUAACCGACGAUGCCUUUGUGAAUUGGCUAAACAAAUAGGUUUUACAGAUCAUGCAACCGAUUGUUUUAGCUUGGAGGGACAAUUGGCCACCUACAGGCAUUUGCAACCAGAUGUAGUACGCCGUGACAUACGUUUUGCCCGCCAACUGCAGUUAUCUUCAAAGGUCAAGGUGCCUUUUCCCCAUUCUCUGUCAGUGGUGAUGCGUGAAAAUCCCGGUGGCUAUUUAUCGCUAUUCACCCAGGGCACAGCCGAUAUUAUUUUGGAUUGUUGCGAUGAUUUUUGGGAUGGCGUGGACUUGCGCCCCCUAUCACCACAGGAUCGUAAACGUGCAUUAGAUUUCUAUCAACGCAGCGCUCUAACUGCCUACUGUACAGCCUUUGCCUAUCGUCCACUGCGACACGGUAUCAAUGGUGCAUUAAGUGGCGGUCCAAAUAAUGAUGGCAGUAUUGCCUAUUUGGAAUUACCACCCGAGUCAAAACUGCGCAUGCAACAUGUCGACAAAAUGCACUGUGACUUUGAGGGUGGCCAUGGCAAAUUGAGUCACAGCAUCAGCACGGAUUCGUUACUAUUUUCGGAAAGCAAAGAGGAAGACAUCACCGAUGUGGAGGGUUGCUUUGAGAUGCAGUGUCAUCAAGUAUUCAUAGGCAUGGUGACAAUGCAGUAUCAGGCUCAGACAGAUAUAGUACAGUUAGUGGAACGUCUGGAACGGGCCUGUAUACGGUUUGUCCAUUUCAGUAAAGAGAACGAAUUGCGGUCCCGUGUUUUCUCAGAGAAAAUGGGUCUGGAAUCCGGUUGGAAUUGUCACAUUUCAUUGUUGAGUGAAUCGGAUGAGAAGUCGGCAGCAACGCAGCAAUCGCCCAAAAUUGCCGGUAAAACAGAUCACACCACCACCACAACGACGACGACCACUACUACUACGAACAAUCCCAUUACCCCGAGUUCUCAUCAUGUUAACACAAACAUCACCACAGCCCAUAAAACCCAAACCAACACCACCACCACUUCUACUACUAAUAAUAAAUAUCGUAAUAAUCCAACCAUUAUCGCCACGACCACCAUUACUACCAAUUCCACAUCCAAUAACCGUUCAUCAGUUAUAUCUCAUGAUGUGAAUGACCUCAUACCACCGACUUCAGCCACGACCACCGCCAUUAUAACAACAACAACUUCAGCUACAUCAGACACUCAUGAUAAUUCCAUUGCAAAUAAUGUUUUAGGUACGACCACCACGGAUGAUGAAACUUCGGAUCUGAAUUGUCUGCUGCCGCCGGUAACCAAUCUAGAGUCUUCCAAAACGUUGAGCUCCUCGGCACCGGGUGCCAUAUCGGAUCACGAUUGUACACUACUGAAUGCCACCAAUGCAAAUCAAGAAACCUAUUCGAAUGCCAGCUUGGCUGGUUCCCGAGAAUCACUAAACGAUCGUCGCCGUCAAUCGCAAGAUUCGGCAUUGGAUGAAAAUUGCCGUUCCAUAAGUAUUCUAACCGAGAGCACCGAACAAAGUGCUCCGGUACAUUUCGAUAUGUCCAAUCGAGCCAAACUGCCACGGGGCAUCGAGAAUAUACGGCCGCAUUUGGAAAAGGUUGACAAUGUUCCUCUGCAAGUUUCCCUCUUCACGGACUGUUCAGCUGAGGCCACAAGGCAAAUGUUGGAAAUAAUGCAGUCUUAUGGAGAAAUUGUGGUCUGCUUGGGCUCUUCGGCCAGUAACUCAAAUGCUGAGAUCUUUUUACAGGCCGACUGUAGUAUAGGCGUCGAACCACUCUAUCCUCAAGUGUGUCAGGACAUUGAAGCCUACACAGAGGCGAAUAUUCUAAACAAUAAAUUGAGAGCAAAAACAAUAAAACAAUCAUCAGCGGUGGAAACUUUGCAGGACGAACAAUGUGCCGCUGAAGAACUACUCGAAACCGGACAAUAUGGUGGUUGCGCGAGCAAUGCUCGUCCCAUGCAAUCACCCGGUAAUACAAUAUCACCCAUCUAUUUGAGUCGUAUGCUAAAUUCACUGCCCUGUUCGAUAUCGGUGAAACGUGAAGAUCCGCUAUCUCUGGUGGCUAUUAUUGAACUGUCGCGACGUUUCUCAUCCGGGCUCUGGAACUGUAUACAAUUUUGGGCUUGCUGUGCAGGUUCACUGUCGCUAAUAAAUAUGUUGUGUGCUUGUUUGAGUCUGAGACCCAUACUGACGCCACUAAUGGUUAUCUAUUUGAUGUCAAUACCAGUUCCAUUGAUUUCGCUAUCAUUGGCUCACAUCGAUUUGGAUCCGAAAAUUAUGAAUCGUGCUACGGGGAAGAAACAAACAGAAUAUGAUUCGCGAGUCUUUGGUUUUGUCUUAUGGUGUUACGGUUGCAAAUUUCUGGCACCCGUUCUAGUUGUGAUUUUGUCUUAUUGUGCAUUUAUGGAUCAUCCCUUUAAAUUUAUGGACGUUGAGGAGGACGAUAAACAUAUCAAUUUGGAGAUUGCUCGCAUUUUUGGAAUGCUGGGUGUAUUAUUGCAUUUUGUUACGGUAUCUGCUUCCUUUGUACAUCGUGAUCAUUCACUAUGGCAAAAGAAUCCUUUCCGCAAUAGUAUUUGGACUCUGAGCUGCUGUAGUAUUCUGGUCUUUCAUGCCAUGGUCAGUGUGACACAAAUUCUUCUAGAUGAUGAAUUGCGAGAUCAUGUUGCUGAAGCAUGGCCAGCAAUUGUUUUUAUCUUCUGUGGUAUACUGAUAAGUCUGAUUGUUUCGGAAAUUUGUAAAUGGCAAGAAAUUAAAGUUAACACAAGAUAUCAACGACGUGCACGUUUAGAUUUUGGUACUAAAUUGGGUAUGAAUUCGCCUUUUUAA
Molecule: messenger RNA, 4464 nt
Organism: Musca vetustissima
Lineage: Eukaryota; Metazoa; Arthropoda; Insecta; Diptera; Muscidae
Product: transmembrane protein 94
Exons: 9
Coding region: 1-4464 (1487 amino acids)
Molecular function (GO): nucleotide binding
Source: RefSeq, a predicted model, not a curated record